GUUUACGGGUUCAUUGAAGAGAAGCAUUCAUCUGCUGCAGUUGGCACUAAAAAACAAAAAAUAAAGUUUGCAUGGCGGCAUUUAGCAAUUGCGGGAAACGCACGUGGGAAUGUUUACAGCCGGCAUCCUCUGUCAGCUGACUGGAGGGCAGAAAGGGUGGAAACAACUGAAGAUGAUUUUGUUAUCUGAAAGAGGGUGAGGCAGAAAAAGUUUUCCAUAAUGUCAGAUGCAGAGAAACUGAGUAGCAGCUUUGUUUCCACAGUCGGGGAUGACAGCAUAUUUAAUCCAGAGCCCCAGGGGAAAUUAAAGGACUGCUUGCUGCAGCUGUGUUCUGAAGCAAGAGAACUGUACUUAAAUAAUGAAGUUCCCAUCUUGGAUAUCGUCCCAACUCCAUUGCAAUUCUACCGAGACUGGGUUUCUGCAAACAAGCCAGUAAUCAUUAAAGGAGCUGUGAAACACUGGCCAGCAAUUAAGAAGUGGUCUUUUGAUUACCUGAGGAAAAAAAUUGGCGAGAAGAGAGUUAGUGUUGCAGUGACACCCAAUGGUUAUGCAGACGCUCCAAACAAAGGGUAUUUUGUGAUGCCAGAAGAACGAUUCAUGUUAUUUGCUGACUUCCUAAACAUUAUGGAAAAACCAGAUAGCCAGCCAGGGUUAAUACUAGAUGUGUACACAUCUGUUAUGCUGUACUUGCACAAGGAUCACUAUGAGAACAUCUACUGUGUAGUGUCAGGCUACAAAGACUUUGUUCUCCUGCCACCAUCUGAUAUUGCCUGGGUGCCUUACAAGAAAUAUCCCGCAGCAACCUAUAAGGAAGUGCAGCCUGGAGAGUUUAUCAUCCAAGAAGACACUGAGACAGGAUCUGUGCCUUGGAUUUGCAUUGACCCAUUAAGACCAGAUCUUGAAAAAUAUCCUCAAUACAAGCAUGCUAGUCCAGUUUUUUGCAGAGUUCAUGCGGGAGAUGCUCUAUUUCUGCCCUCUCUCUGGUUCCAUCAUGUUAGGCAAUCACAUGCCUGUAUAGCUGUAAAUUAUUGGUAUGAUAUGGAAUAUGAUAUAAGGUAUAAUUAUUAUAAAUUCAUCCAGAGCCUUACGUGGGCUGAGGAACCCGAAUAAAAGUGAUUACUGUGUUUAUACUAUUGCUGAGCAUAUUGAUGAUAAAUACUCCCAACUUGAAAUCUACAAUGACUGAUUUGUAACUGAUUUUGAAAGAAAUUCAUAUGCUAUAGCUCUCUUUACAGAACUGUAUUUAUAAUCCUAAUAAUUUUAGCAAGAACAUUAUUGAUUGAUAUAUAUAUUGGAAUUUAUAAAAUAUAUAUAAAAUAGAUUGACAUUU
Molecule: messenger RNA, 1330 nt
Organism: Penaeus chinensis
Lineage: Eukaryota; Metazoa; Arthropoda; Malacostraca; Decapoda; Penaeidae
Product: bifunctional peptidase and (3S)-lysyl hydroxylase Jmjd7-like
Exons: 7
Coding region: 220-1110 (296 amino acids)
Molecular function (GO): 2-oxoglutarate-dependent dioxygenase activity
Source: RefSeq, a predicted model, not a curated record